GUCACUUGAUACACCCCCACACAGUAUGCAAGACAUAUUUAAGAAGGGCAUGAGUGUGACUUCUAGAAUUCUACUCAACUGCAGUGUUGAACUUCACUGGUAAAAGAUGAAUCUACCGCUCAUGUCAUUUCUCGUUACCGGUCUGCUUUCCACUGUUUAUGGUGCCGGCGGCUCAGUAGAAUACUGCUAUAACUCCCCAGACUGCAAUGCAACGAAAUGGCCUGUGAUAGCACCACAGUUUUGCAAUGGUACCCGCCAGUCUCCCAUCAAUAUUGUGACAUCUGAAGUGCAGGCUGAUGAUAACCUGACAGUCUUCACCUUCAAUGGCUUUAAUGACAACUCUACCAUCCUAAACAUUCAGAAUACUGGAAAGACAGUGAAAAUUAAUCUUGAUGAUAGCAAAAUGAACGUGUCAGGAGGAGGCCUUCAGAGUCACUACAAUUCAAUCCAGUUUCACUUUCACUGGGGCAAUGGCUCUUCUGUCGAAGGAUCAGAACACACUGUGGAUGGCAAACAAUAUCCAGUGGAGAUGCACAUAGUAAAUGUUAAGCCUAAUGCUGCUGUCAAUGACUCAAAUAAAUUUGCUGUUCUUGGUUUCUUCAUUGAAGCAAACAAUGCCAGUGGCGAACCGAACAGCUGGAAGACACUUACCUCAUUCUUAUCAAAUAUUACUCAAGCAGGUGACUCACUUGACAUUAUGAAUCAACUUACUGUAGAGAGUCUUAUUCAAGGAGUGAACCUGAAUAAAUAUUACCGUUACCUUGGCUCUUUGACCACACCAUCAUGUAAUGAAACUGUGGUAUGGACUGUAUUCAGUGACCCAAUCAAACUCAGCAAAGAUUUGAUCAAUCUUUUAAGCAACACAGUGCACAUCAAUAAAACGACUGAUGCUUUCAUCACCAAAAACUACAGACCACCUCAGCCUCUGAAUGGCAGGAUUGUGACAUCCCAAAAAUCAGAAGCACAUCCAACAUCAGCAAGCACACUUCAUCGCACUCUGUCCAUCAGCACAGUGCUUCUCUACUCUGUAUUGUUUUAGUAUUUGUGGUCCCUGUCUUCCAAGACAUAAAUGAGUUUGUUUAUUCUAGAUACUUGUUUGCACUGGAUGUUUCAAUCAUACUUUGCAUGUUCAAUAUUUAAAUGAUCUUUAAGAGAAUAUAGUAACUUAAUGAUGUUUUAAAAACUAUCAAAAUGAACAUUUUUAGCCCUAUAAGAGAGUCAGGGAGCUUAAACGGUGUGUGAUAUUUUAAGACAGUAUCUUUGUAUAUAUUGUGGUGGGGCUGGCUGAGGGAUGUGGAUGGGGGCUUGAGGGGCUGACAUGUAAUCUAAGUCUGCUCGUCACCAUUAAUUUUCAAUUUAAGUUUAACUAUAUAUAAACCUGAUUGUUAGCAAAUAAAAAGUUUUCUUGGAA
Molecule: messenger RNA, 1411 nt
Organism: Neoarius graeffei (lesser salmon catfish)
Lineage: Eukaryota; Metazoa; Chordata; Actinopteri; Siluriformes; Ariidae
Gene: ca15b
Product: carbonic anhydrase XVb
Exons: 9
Coding region: 107-1039 (310 amino acids)
Cellular component (GO): plasma membrane
Molecular function (GO): carbonate dehydratase activity; zinc ion binding
Source: RefSeq, a predicted model, not a curated record